UCUUAGCCAAUUUCAAGGCUAAUAUGCUCAAAUUAAGGCUCGGUGACACAAUACAUGAGCCAAAUCAGCCUUGGCGCAUGACCUCCUUUUAAUUGGGCCCUUGGCACACAAACUGUUUACAUGGAUCAAUUGUUGCCACGUUACACAACCAUAGGCAGCAGCAAAAAAAAAAAAAAAAAAAGUUUCAUAAAAUCAAUUCAUACACCAUAACAAUAUUCACACACCAUCAAAGAUCCCCCGAAAAAUCAGUUUUUCCCUACACAAAUCUCAAAAAUGGCGCUGAGAAAUGCAAUUUCCAUAGGAAGAAGACGAGCAAACCCAGUAUUACAUACAUCAGCAGCAAUUUUUGCAACUUCAAAGACUCCCUCUCAUUUCCAACGUUCAUUUCCUUUUCAACAAACCAAUCCUGCUUUUCGACAUUCGAUUCGUGCUAUUCAAGAUACAACAUUGAACCCAGUAACACCCAACAAAGAUGAAGAAAAGAAGCAAGAUUAUGAUCAAAAUUGGAAAAUUAAAAUGCUGUAUGAUGGAGAUUGCCCACUUUGUAUGAGGGAGGUGAAUAUGUUGAGAGAAAGGGAUAAAAAAUAUGGAGCUAUCAAGUUUGUUGAUAUAGGUUCUGAAGAUUACUCACCUGAAGAAAAUCAAGGCCUUGAUUACAAUACUGUUAUGGGUAAAAUUCAUGCCAUUCUUGCUGAUGGAACUGUAGUAACCAAUGUUGAGGCUUUCAGGAAACUGUAUGAGGCUGUUGGCCUUGGAUGGGUUUACGCAAUCACGAAAUUUGAGCCUGUUGCAACUGUAGCAGAAGCAGUUUACGGUGUAUGGGCAAAAUACCGUCUUCAGAUAACAGGCAGGCCGCCUAUAGAAGAGAUCCUUGCAUCAAGAAGGAAGAAGGUGAAAUGUGUAAUGACAGCAAAUCUUGCAAAAUGUAAAGAUUCCAAGAGCUUGAGGAAUGAUCAGGAUGUCUAAACAACACUUACCACUGACAAUCCUUGCAGUCAAAAGCAGUGAAGCACCCCACUGUAUAUUUUAUACUUAUGAAAGUAGCUCAUGUAUACAUAAAGAAAGCUCUAUAUUGUAGAUUCAGAUGAAACAUGAAUCCAUAUUGUACAACUAAUAUGGCAUAUUCGAAGUACACAUUAAUUA
Messenger RNA from Chenopodium quinoa (quinoa), 1143 nucleotides. RefSeq lists its product as uncharacterized. Gene Ontology annotation, molecular function: protein-disulfide reductase activity. The record is from RefSeq and is a predicted model, not a curated record. The transcript is spliced from 8 exons. Bases 274 to 966 code for a protein of 230 amino acids. Lineage: Eukaryota; Viridiplantae; Streptophyta; Magnoliopsida; Caryophyllales; Amaranthaceae.